Perkinsus marinus ATCC 50983 is the source of this 2088-nucleotide messenger RNA. RefSeq lists its product as hypothetical. Lineage: Eukaryota; Perkinsozoa; Perkinsida; Perkinsidae. The transcript has 17 exons. Bases 1 to 2088 code for a protein of 695 amino acids. Gene Ontology annotation, molecular function: heme binding; oxygen binding. The record is from RefSeq and is a predicted model, not a curated record.
AUGAAAAUCUAUAGCGUGCGUGUUGGAAAGUAUCUUUUGGCGGCCUGUGCUGUCCUAGAGCUGGACGAGGAGGCGACUAAGGAUCUCAUUGAGGUGGCGGGCAGGACUCGGUCUGACAUCACUAAGGGGUGUACUGUCCGGUAUGAGCUCGCAUCACAGAAGGUCGAGAGCGCUGGUAGAAUGGCCGGUACGGAUGGUCUGUUUGGGCAACUUGGUGGUGACAAGGGAGUUCGAGCGUUCAUUGACGAUCUUUACGAGCUGAUUCAGGAAGACUCCCGGGUGAAAUUGUUCUUCUCUGGCAGUAAGGUUGACUCUAUUAAAGCGGUCCAAGGGGAGUACAUCGCGCAGUUGUUUGGGUCUCCGGUUGAGUACGUUGGUCGACCACUACCGCGGAUCCAUGCGACCCUUCAAGUUCAUGAUUAUCAUUUUGAUGCUUUCUUGGAGCUGUGUCGGAAAGCUCUUUUGAAGCGAGGACUGGAUGCGGAGACGACUGAUGAGUGUGUGGUAUUGCUGGAGACGGAGAGGAGUAAUGUAGUAAAUCUAGAGUCGCGGAAACACGAUGUUCGGGCGACUCAGGAAGCAUCCCGGAGGAAGUCCCUGUUUGACCGUCUUGGGGGAGAACAGACGAUCGCUGAGUUCGUCAAUAAGGCGUAUGACAGGGCACUGGAGGAGCCCAGCCUUAGGAGCUUCUUGGAAAAGGGCAAGGCCAAGAUUAGGAGAGGGCCAAACAAUUACGAAGUGAAGGAGUUGAGGCCCGCGCAUUACGGCUUGAACAUCGCUGACCGCCACUUCGACAGGAUGCUCAGUGUCAUGCUCCGUGUGUUGGUGACCGAGAUGGGCGUGGAUAGGAGGUUGGCAAGGGAGCUCAUCAAGACCUUGCAGACAGUACGCACUGAUAUCACACUUGGAUGCACAGUUCGGAUGGAGGUUGGUCGGCAACGUAUUAAUAGCGGCAAACAGCAUCUUUAUAUUGGGUUGGGUGAAGCUGAUGGGAUCAAGAAGCUCUUCGAAGCAGUGAUGGACCUAUCCUUGGUCGACCCUCGUAUAAAGACGUUCUUCCGAAUACCACACAUUCAAAUGGUCCGAGAGAACAUUGGGAAGUACUUGGUGGGCCUCUUGGGAGGUCCACAAACAUAUGAGGGAAAGGGUCUGUUCGAAGUCCACGAGCAUUUAGGUCUGCCCUCGGCCCUCGUGGAUGAAGUUGAUGUAUCGAUAGAAAGCAUCAGAGAGAGUAUCCUUGGCAUGAGGCAAGAUGAGAAUCAUCACAGCCACCAUAGCAAAGACGAUAAGAGUCUAGUGGACCGUCUUGGAGGGGACCUGUCCUUGGAAGCUCUGGUCGAGAACAUGUACGACCGGGCUAAGGCUGACUCGAGAGUGAGGUAUUUCCUGGAGAAGGGCCCGGCUAAGCAGAAACAUAUUAGGAUGAAGAUGUACCAAUACUUGAGUGGUGCCUUUGGCGGGGCGGUACAAUACGAUAGAGAACUGUUGAAGCCAGCUCAUUACUUUAUGAACAUCACAAACUAUCAUUUUGAUGCUCUGUGUGACAGCCUGAUGGAAGCCGCUAAGGAAAUCGGCGUGGACAGCGAGACUCUCGAUGAUGUGUUUCUGGUGGUGAACAGGACGAGAUCGGACAUCACGACUGGGUGUAUGGUCCGAAUGGAACUAGCAAGGGGCCAGCGAGGGCAAGGGGAAGGGCUCAUUGAGAAGCUGGGCGGACAGGAGGGCAUUGAAUGCUUCAUCGUUAGGCUGUAUGAGUGCAUAGAGAGAGAUAGAAGGAUCAACCCCUACUUCGAGGGCUCGAAACUAAGCAGUAUUAAAAAAGCCCAGUCGGCCUACAUUACGAUGGUCCUUGGAGGGCCGGUCGUGUACAAGGGUCGAGACCUUGAGACUCUGCAUUCGGUAUUGGCUAUAACGGACUACCACUUUGACUGUUUUAUGCAGCAGGUGGACCGAUCACUAAGGGACAUUGGGAUGGUUGGUGAUGUUGUGGACGAAGCCGUGGUCCGGCUCGAGAAGAUUCGUCGGAAGGUCCUACACGGUCAUUAUGAGAAAACUGGUUAUCGACAAACCUCUGCGGACCAUGAAUAG